Oryza sativa Japonica Group (Japanese rice) is the source of this 3320-nucleotide messenger RNA. The record is from RefSeq and is a predicted model, not a curated record. NCBI's taxonomy places the organism in Eukaryota, Viridiplantae, Streptophyta, Magnoliopsida, Poales, Poaceae.
UGCCGCCGUGCCACGGCGGCGCCACGGCACCGGCGACGGCGAUGUGCAUGUGCCCGUGUGGCACGGCGAGCGCGCCGCCGGUCUCCCCGUGCAGCCGGCCGCUCACCUGGCGCCCGCCGUGUCCGAGGCGCCGCGUGGCGUCGGGUGGCCUGGCCGUGUCCGCGGUGACAUGGUCACCAGGCGACCACUGGAGCGCGUCGUGGCCGCCAUUUCUCCUCUUUUGCGCCCGUGGCUCGGCUCGGCUCGGCUCGGCGCCCCGUCGGCCUCCUCGGUUUAACUUAGCUCGGUGGCAAUAAAUGGCGGCGCCACCGCUUGAUUCACGCAGGGCGGCGUGUCAGACGGCCAUGGCGGCGUCAAGGUGAGAUCACUCCUCUCGUUGGAACCGGGCUUCGUUUUAUGCUGCAGCCCAUGUGUUCGACUGAAUUCCCCUGAGAGGUCUCGAGCUCUGUUGCUCCGUUUGAUCUGCAGAUUGGAGACUUGGUAGCUCUGAUUGUGACGUCCUCUAUGGUACCCACUGUUGAUCUGAGCAUAGUUGUUGGCCUUUCAAAUCAUGAUCUUUCAGGAAGGGGCAUCUGCGGCCGACAGCUCUUUGUUUGUCAAGAUCCUCACUUGAUCAGUCUCCGACAGGUCACAGGCCUGGCUUCAGGGGAUUCACUUUCAUAGCUGCUGUGACUUUGCAACGCAAACGAAGCUUCAAGGUAACGGCUCACCUGAUCUGAUUAAGAUUGCUGCUGCUGCUGCUUCACAAAGGGGAAUCGCAAGACCUUGCUGUUUCCUCUCAGGAUCAGCUGCUAACAGGUAUGUUCAUAACUCUGUUUUGCGUAGCUCUCGUUUCUAUUCCUCUCACUAUCUGCCAGCCAUGGAUCAACCUUCUUCUUCCUUCCUACUUUUCGGUUUCUCCAAGAAAUUAGUCCACUUAGGAAAGUAGCACACUAAAGAGCUGAAUUAGAUUCAGAUUCAGAAAUGCGCACUACCAAACAGGACUGCAAACCACUACUAGUAUUUCAGUGUUCUUUCGCUGAGCCUAUCUAUAAUCAUGUGCCACCUUUUAAGCGGGCACAAGGAAGCAUCAUCUUAGCUGGGCUGCUGGGUGUAGUGCAGGCUGCACGAAAAAGGAACAAGAAAACUACACGCAAGGACCAAAGUAGGCGCGCAUGCGUGCGUCCGUGUACACAGUUAUAAACAAAACACACACACAGACGUAAUUGGUCCUAGUUUUUAUAGGACACUGCCAACAGUUGCCUCCGCGUUGUCUGAUCAAUCCAACAGAUUACAUAAAUGCUAAAGCUAAGCUAACCUCUUCCUUAAUGCCCAAGUGCCCCUUCACUCUGAGUGACUGCAUCUUUGGUGGUGUCCAUGUAUGGUCGUACCAGCAGCAACACUGAAACAGCAAGCUCAGCGAGGAGAAGAGGUGAGGAGGUGGUGGUGGUGGUGGUGGGGCUCGUCAUUACAGAGUGCAGACUUUUCCCUGGGGCGCCGCACAGCACCGCUCAACUCAGUAGCUUCACUCCAGCAGCAGCGGCAGCAGAAGCAGAAAGCGGGUAGCCAUGGCAGAGGAGAGGAAGAAGGAGAAGGAGAAGAAGAAGAAGCACAAGGAGAAGGAGAAGGAGAAGGCGGGCACCCACGGUGGGGAGGCGCACUUCAAGCCGAGCGGGGAGGUGAAGGGGGUGCGGUUCGGCGGCCAGUUCAUCGUGAAGUCGUUCACGGUGCGGCGGGCGUCGCCGCUGGAGCUGCUCCGGCUGCUGGACAUCCCGCCGGCGUACCUGAGCGAGUGCCAGAGCCUGCCGUUCCCGUCCACCACGGCGUACAUGCCCACCAGCUUCACCAUCCUGGCGCACCAGGCGUGGCACACGCUCACGCUGGGGCUGGGCACCAAGAAGUCCAAGGUGGUGCUCUUCGUGUUCGAGUCCGAGGGCAUGAAGGCCGCCGUCGACCAGCUCUGGCCGUCCAUGAUCCCGCUCGGCGACGUCAACAAGAAGCUCAUCCGGGGGCUCACCGGCAGCGAGAUGGCCCGGUUCAAGUUCAGGAAGGGCUGCCUCACCAUCUACGUCUACGCCGUCCGCCGCCUCGGCGCCGCCGGCUUCAUGUGCGCCGACGACCUCAGGAGGAUACUCGAGUCCGUGGUGGAGCUCAAGGAUUUCUUGGAUCACACCGCCAUGCUCGCCAUGCCCAGCCAGAAGAGCAUCACCUUGCAGUCCCGGGUCGCAGUGGCUCACUGAUCCAACUCUCCCAAGUGCUCUUGAUCGUUUCAUCGGUGCAGGUACUCCUCCUGGCUUGCAAUCUGCAGAGGAGUCUAAUUCUUUUUUUGCGGUUCAAUUGGUUUAUUCCAGUGUCGAUGUUCCACUUCCUCUGCUGGAAGGGAGUUGUAUAGAUCUACUGAGCAAAAUCUUUCGAAGAUGAUAGGUUUUUUGUUUCAAAGGCAUUUCUUCCCCAAGGAUCAUACACCUUGGUAUACUGUUUAUCCAUGAAACAAAAUAAUCCAUCAAUGAGAACCAUCUGUACCAUGACAUUCUUGUCGCAUUGUACAGAAGCCCCAACUUGUUACCAGUACUCUUUAUUAUUGGUAUUGUACAGGUUUCCCGUUCUCUCAUCAUCCUUAGUUCUUACUCCAUGAAUACUCAUUACUUGACACAAUCACAAGAAAAACCUCUGAAUUGUCCUUGUGUAGUUGUGUUCCUUGAAUACUCAUUGCUUGAUACAAUCACAAGAAAAACCUCUGAAUCGCAAACUGCCUCUGGUGUUUCUUUCUGAGAUGCUGUCAUUAGAGAUGGGAGCUAUCCAGAGAGGAAAGUGAACAGCAAAGUUCAGAAUCUGAGAGAAAGUGGGUGCUAAUCUCUGUUUAUGUGGGACGUAGCCAUCAUGGAGUUCAUAGAAAAGAAGGACAAAUGCUCUUCUUUUACCUGUCUGGCUCUGCCUGGUCCGUUAUUCUUAUAUAUGGAGAUGCCAAUGGCCCAAUGCAAGGAUAAAUUUGACCAGGAGUUCAUGCUCCAUAUUGUGCAUUUUCACCAGGGAAAUAACAGCAAAGCCAAACCCAAAAGGACAGAUGGGUGUUGGUCAUGAUCAUUGAGCGAGUUAAAAAAGUUUGUUGGGCAGGGACACUCGAUUCAGUGUCAUGAUACAAGUGGUUGAGCAAGCAUGGGCCACCACCCACUAUGGCCUGAAUCAUUAACAACAAAAGCCAUCUCAUCUCUCAUCUUCUCCCACACAACAGUGCCACAGAGGGACAGUGCACCCCUUGCUGUGACCUGCAUUCGUUGUAUAAGAUCUGUACUCCAGUUCUGUACCCCAAAAGAACUCAGGAUAUCUCUUUCAGUAGUUUA